AUGGAAAAAAAUCACAAUAAUAAUAUUGAUGAUGCAAUACACCUAGAUGAAGAUGAUAUAAUUCAAAAUGACUAUUCGUUCAUACCAAAAUCAAAUAACAAACUAUCAACAUUAUCAACUAUAAAUAUAAACCCGGUACAAUCAAAUAAACCAAAUGCAAAUACAACUACCACUACAACCACAACAACUGCUACAAUAACAAAUACCAAUAUAACUCAAAAUCAUUUAAAACCACCACCUUUAAAAAGAUCAUUAAGUAAAGUUAAUGAAUCGAAUAAUGAUCAAAAUAAAAAAAAUAAAUAUUCAUCUUUAGUAAAUGAAAUGCUGGAUGAUAUUAUACCGUUUGAAGAAGCAAUCGAAUUAAUUCAAAAAAGUUUAGAACAAAAAUAUGCAAACAAGACAAUAAGACAAAAAGAAAAAGCAAUCGAUCAAAUCAAAGCCUCUGCAAGCUAUAUUAACUCUCAAAAUGACAAAUGCUUACCCAUUGUUAGAUUUAUAAAUGGGGAAAUCGAAGUUAUUAAACCAGAAACCUACAGUGUAUUUUUCGAAAAUGCUGAACGUGACAUUACAAGAAAAUGUUUUAAAGUUGAAGAAAAAGUUAAAAAUUUUUAUAAAGGUUUAACAGGAAAAAUUGACUACACACAAAAUAGACAAAACAAUAAUUGCGAAAAUAGGAAACUUUCAAAUAUUGAAAAAAUUGAAGAUUUUAUUCAGGGAUUAGAUGAAAAAGAUAUUAGGAAAUAUAAUGAUGAAGUUAGAAAAGAAAAAGAAAUUGAAAAAGAAAAACAAAUUCAAAAAGAAAUAGAAAUUGAAAAAGAAAAGGAACUUUUAAAAAACAAAAAUAACAGUACCAAUAACAAAAAUAAUGUAAAUAGCAAUAAUAGUAAUGUAAAUAUUAAUAGUAAUAAUAAUAAUAAUAAUAAUAAUAAUAAUAAUAAUAAUAAUAAUAAUAAUAAUAAUAAUAAUAAUAAUAAUAAUAAUAACAAUAAUAAUAAUAAUAAUAAUAGUAAUAAUAAUAAUAAUAAUAACAAUAAUAAUAAUAAUAAUAUAAAAAAUAUAAUCAAUACAAAUAAUACAAAUAACGAUAAUAGUUUAAUAUUUGAUAAUAAUAUACCUGUAUUUUUCCUUUGUCCCAUCACUCAUAAAAUUAUGGAAAAUCCUGUUGUUGCACCAGAUGGUUAUUCUUUCGAGAAAAAUGCAAUAAUAAAUUGGGUAAAGUCUAGAAAUGUUUCUUAUGUUACGAGAAAACCUUUCUCUCAAAAUAUAUUUAUACCAAAUAGAAAUUUAAAAGCCCAAAUCCAAGAAUGGAGGAAACAAAAUAACAAUAAUUAA
Messenger RNA from Dictyostelium purpureum, 1332 nucleotides. RefSeq lists its product as uncharacterized. NCBI's taxonomy places the organism in Eukaryota, Evosea, Eumycetozoa, Dictyosteliales, Dictyosteliaceae. The record is from RefSeq and is a predicted model, not a curated record. Gene Ontology annotation, biological process: protein ubiquitination. Bases 1 to 1332 code for a protein of 443 amino acids. The transcript has 3 exons. Gene Ontology annotation, molecular function: ubiquitin-protein transferase activity.